UUGAAUGCAAUCAAUGAAAAUUUCACAAUUUGCACAAUUUGAAAUUUUUAAACAUAUUUUCCAUGCACUGCGUCAUCUGUGAAGUUGCACUGUGUCCAGUUUUGUUUGACGUUGCUGGAAAAGACCAAGAGGUAAAUAAGUAUAUCAAACUUAAACUUGUUAUAAAAUUAUCCCAGGUUUGCGGAUUAACAUUGGAUUUGUUUGUAAUACAGCACGUUCACUUUAAUGUUCCAUAAAAGUUUAUUAUUUCUCUGCAGUCAUCGUUAGUACUAUACGACUAUCUCCCAGUGCGCGAUUGAAAGACAUACUAGAUUCAUCUAUACUCUGCUUACGAAUUAGUAUAGUCUCAGAACUGCCUGGUUAUUAAUUUUCCGCGAAAACCCAUACCUCUGGGCGAUUUGUCAUCAGAAACAAAUCGGUGUAAAGAAACGUUACGGAAUCGGUAUAUUCUUCGUUUUUAUGCUGUAAUUUUGCAAUUUUUACUUUGAUUAAUGUGUUUAUAUUAUUUACACGUAGCUUUUCAUACCAAAUAAUGUAACGAUUAAUUAAUUUGAUUAGACGUCUUUUUUAAUGUCCAUUUUGGGAGAGAUUCCUGUUACUUCUGGUGAAGUGAUAGUAAAAGGGAAGAUUGCUUAUGCUUCUCAAGAGGCUUGGGUAUUCAAUGAAACUAUCAGAGAAAAUAUCUUGUUUGGAGAAAAAUAUCAAGAAGAGAAAUACAGAAAAGUUCUGCAUAUAACUGCUCUAGAAAAGGAUAUAAGUUUGUUUCCUAAAGGGGAUCUAACUAUUGUGGGGGAGAGAGGAGUGAUAAUGAGCGGUGGGCAGAAGGCAAGAAUUAAUCUAGCAAGAGCAUUAUAUAUGGAUGCCGAUAUAUUUCUCCUUGAUGAUCCACUAAGUGCUGUUGAUGUUCCAGUGGCAAAACAUAUCUUCGAAAAAUGUAUAAUGGAAUAUUUAGAUGAAAAGAUUUGCAUUUUAGUUACACACCAAGUACAAUUUAUAAACUCUGCAAGUAAAAUUUUAGUAAUAAAUAAGGUGGGUAAUGUAAAUAAAUAUAUUUUCUUCUUGGUAACACUAAAUUUCGCAGAAUGCCCUAUAUUCCAGAGUGAAAUGCAUGAUAAAAAUAUGAAAAACUCCUUCAAGCCAAGUCCGUUGGUAAAAAGCAAACUACAGUAGAGCAUCGAUUAUCCGACUCAAUUGGGGACUGGGGUUGGUCGGAUAAUUGAAAAGUCAGAUAACCGAAAAGUAUGAAAAAAUCCAUUAUUAGUGUAAU
Messenger RNA from Centruroides sculpturatus (bark scorpion), 1267 nucleotides. Its product is annotated as multidrug resistance-associated protein 4-like. Gene Ontology annotation, biological process: transmembrane transport. Gene Ontology annotation, molecular function: ATP binding; ATP hydrolysis activity; ATPase-coupled transmembrane transporter activity. Lineage: Eukaryota; Metazoa; Arthropoda; Arachnida; Scorpiones; Buthidae. The transcript has 4 exons. The coding region runs from base 571 to 1170 and encodes 199 amino acids. The record is from RefSeq and is a predicted model, not a curated record. Gene Ontology annotation, cellular component: plasma membrane.